AUGACCUCCGUCGACUACUCGCCCCAGCCGGACUACCGUUCUCGCUCGUCCCAUUCUACGCCACCCGCCCCUCCCAAGGGCCUUCUCUCUGCCACCUGGCAGGUCCUUGAGCAGCCACCACCACCCACUCUGCGUGAGAUCCUGAGCGCAUACCGCACGCGCGGAGACGGAGACAGAGAGAUGCUGAUGGCCAUGCUUAACGCAAAGAGCGCCGAGGACCAGGUGGGCUUCGUCAUGCUUCUUCUACGGCGUUCCCUUUCAGUUAACACAACCGCCGUCUCUUCUCCACCACAGAGAAUCUCCUCAAUCGCUGCCCUCCAUCGUACCAUGCUCGACUAUUACCAAGUCGUGCCCGACUCUCCGAGACAACAGAGCAGGAAUGCUCCCUACCUCGAGGACUCUCAUCCGCACCCCAACACGCUCCCGCCCCUUCAGCCCUUCCCACCGCCGUCAUCCGCUCACUCCUCGCCUCGGAUGCGGAGAGAAGCGCCAGAGUCGUCUACCUCCGCCGCUCGCCCAAGCAAGCGAUCUCGCACCUCUCACUCGCCUCCGUCUGGGCACCGAUCAACUGCAAGCAACCCUUCCCCUGCCCCCUCUCCGCGAUCGCUCCAUUCCCCUUCUUACUCCUCCACCCGCAGUGAUUCCGCCGACCACUCGCCUCGCUCACAGGGCGCAAUGGCAAUCGACUCGCUCCUCUCUGCACACUCCUCCCGCGAGGAGCUCUCCAGUUCGUCGACUUCGUCCAAGCGCUCCGCCCCACACAUGAACGGCGUCCCCGAGUACACUUCAGCCAUCCGCGGAGGCCCGAGUCAGCCUUCUUCUAGUUCUGUCGCAGCUGUUUCCGGAUAA
Molecule: messenger RNA, 849 nt
Organism: Stereum hirsutum FP-91666 SS1
Lineage: Eukaryota; Fungi; Basidiomycota; Agaricomycetes; Russulales; Stereaceae
Exons: 2
Coding region: 1-849 (282 amino acids)
Source: RefSeq, a predicted model, not a curated record